This is a messenger RNA of Vanessa atalanta (red admiral), 1463 nucleotides long. RefSeq names its product follistatin. The coding region runs from base 72 to 1271 and encodes 399 amino acids. The transcript has 6 exons. Gene Ontology annotation, biological process: anatomical structure development. The record is from RefSeq and is a predicted model, not a curated record. Gene Ontology annotation, molecular function: protein binding; calcium ion binding; extracellular matrix binding. NCBI's taxonomy places the organism in Eukaryota, Metazoa, Arthropoda, Insecta, Lepidoptera, Nymphalidae.
GCGGCCUGACCGCGCUCUCAGUCCGCGUCGACUCUCCGAUAGGGCCACACCGAUGGUAAGACGGGCGUCGGAUGCUAGACGCGGCGUCUCAGGCGGGUGCAACGAGUGGCACGCGUGGCGCGCGAGUGUGCGCGCACGUGCCGCGCCGGCACACGCGGUGGCGGCGCUCGGGGCGCGCUCGUCGCGCGGCUCGCCCGGCGAGCGCCCGCCUGGCGCGAGUGGCGCGCAGUACCGCGGCGGCGGGCGAGGAGCACAGAGCGCCGCACGCGCCGACAUGCGACGUUAGCGGGAGCAUGCGGCUGCCCCUGCUGCCGCUGCUCGUGCUGCCGCUCGUGCUCGUGCGCCCGGCAGCAGCCGGGAUCUGCUGGUCGGGAAUGGAGCGCGGCGGACGAUGCAGCUCUGUGGCGGCGCUACGCGUAGGUCGCGCGGAGUGCUGCUCGGGCGGCGCACGCGCACCCGCAGCCUGGAGCCCGCGUGACCUGGACAGUGGAGAAAUAUUCUUUUAUAAAGCUUUAUCUGGAGGUGUACCGUGUACAGCUUGUGCUGAAUCUUGUGCUGGUGUAUCAUGUGGUGCGGGGCGGCGGUGCGUGGUGCGCGGAGGGCGAGCGCGGUGCGUCUGCGCAGCGACGUGCAGGCGCGCAGGGCCUGUUUGCGGCAGCGACGGCAAGACGUACCGCUCAUUGUGCCGCUUGCGCCGUCGAGCCUGCCGCCGCCCCGCUAAGCACCUCACUCUCGAUUAUCCCGGGCCUUGCCGAGUCGGAAGCUGUGAAGGAGUUCGCUGUGGAGGCGACAAGCGCUGCGUGCUAGACGCUGAACUCGGAGCGCAUUGUGUGCGAUGCGGUGCCUGCAGUGUGGCAGGGGCACCCGUUUGCGCGGUGGAUGGACGCACGUACGCUGGUGCGUGUGCGUUGAGAAAAGCGGCGUGCGAACGCGGUAAAGCAUUGCCACUCGCCUACAAGGGAUCCUGUAUGGCGAACGCGACCUGCGCGCGAGUGAGGUGUGGCGCGGGGCAGCGCUGCGUGUCGGGCGGCGCGAGUGGCGCGCGCUGCGUGUCGUGCGGCGCGUGCGGCGGCGGCGCACGGCGCCCGCUGUGCGGCUCCGACGCGCGCACCUACGCCUCGUGGUGUCGGCUACAGCGCGCUGCGUGCCACGCCGGGACCGUCGUCGACCCCAUGCACCCUGGACCUUGCAAAGGAAACAAAAAUAUAACGGACAAUAGUGUGACCGACGAGAAAAAUGGCGAGGAUACAGACACAUCACGAGUCCUAUAGUCAUGGACUCAGAAUUAGCACUGCAGUGUUUAGAUAACUUUGUAGAACAAGUUGAUUCGUCUCUUGUUAGGACAAAUAUCUCCAAGCAUGUACUCAGUGUUAAAACGCUAUGUAGAAGACUGCGUUUGGAACCAGAAUUUACGAGUCUCUUAGGGUUAGGAUAUAGCCAUACUGAAACAAUCGACGUUUUUA